Molecule: messenger RNA, 1249 nt
Organism: Maniola jurtina (meadow brown)
Lineage: Eukaryota; Metazoa; Arthropoda; Insecta; Lepidoptera; Nymphalidae
Gene: spn-A
Product: DNA repair protein RAD51 homolog 1
Exons: 8
Coding region: 108-1127 (339 amino acids)
Biological process (GO): reciprocal meiotic recombination; double-strand break repair via homologous recombination; mitotic recombination
Cellular component (GO): condensed nuclear chromosome
Molecular function (GO): ATP binding; DNA strand exchange activity; single-stranded DNA binding
Source: RefSeq, a predicted model, not a curated record
AUAUUUUUAUACAAGUGACGAAGUGAUUUGGUAACAGAGGUAAGGACUAAGGAUAGGAUAGUAACAGAUAGGUAGUGAUAUCUCAGUGUGGGAUUAUUAUCAAACAAAUGACUGCUGCUACAGCAUCAGCAACAACUGUUACCGUUGACGAAGAUCUAGAGGACUGUGGACCACAGCUUAUCAAUAAAUUGGAGGGAAAUGGAAUCACAUCUGGCGAUAUUAAAAAGUUGGAAGAGGCUGGGUAUCAUACAGUUGAAUCAGUGGCAUAUGCCCCUAAAAAAUGGUUGAUCACAAUAAAAGGCAUUUCUGAAGCGAAGGCAGAUAAAAUAUUGGCAGAAGCAUCCAAAUUAGUGCCUAUGGGAUUUACUACGGCCACAGAAUUUCAUCAAAAAAGAGCAGAAAUCAUUCAGCUGACAACAGGUUCAAAGGAGUUAGACAGGUUGCUCGGAGGUGGCAUUGAGACAGGUUCAAUCACAGAAAUAUUUGGGGAGUUUAGGACGGGGAAAACACAACUAUGCCACACACUUGCUGUUACUUGUCAGCUACCAAUAGAGCAGUCAGGAGGUGAAGGCAAAUGCAUGUACAUAGACACAGAAGGAACCUUCCGUCCAGAGCGGUUGUUGGCCGUUGCCCAGCGGUAUGGCAUGGAGGGAGCUGCAGUCUUGGACAAUGUGGCAUAUGCCAGAGCUUACAACACUGACCAUCAGUCACAACUAUUGGUACAGGCCUGCGCUAUGAUGACAGAGUCCAGAUAUUCAUUGAUAAUAGUAGACAGUGCGACCGCGCUGUACCGCACAGACUACUCCGGCCGCGGCGAGCUCAACGCCAGACAACUGCACCUCGGCCGGUUCAUGCGGAUGCUGCUGCGACUGGCUGAUGAGUUUGGUGUGGCAGUGAUAAUAACGAACCAAGUGGUGGCGCAAGUGGACGCGGUGGGCGUGUUCAACGCGGACACAAAGAAGCCCAUCGGUGGGCACAUCAUCGCCCACGCCUCCACCACCCGACUUUACCUGCGAAAGGGGAGGGGAGACAACCGCGUGUGCAAGAUAUACGACAGCCCGUGCUUGCCGGAGACCGAGGCGAUGUUCGCGAUCAGCACUGAAGGCAUCACGGACGCUAAGGAGUAAUUUUAAGCUUAGUGUUAAUUUAAUACUAUAAAGUCGAUCGCAUACUACCGCAAGAUCCGCACUCAACGCAUUUGAACAAGUAAUAAAAAAGUUUUCUAAAAAAAACCACUGACUGCGGUUUG